Pistacia vera is the source of this 1335-nucleotide messenger RNA. RefSeq names its product ras-related protein RABA1f. Gene Ontology annotation, molecular function: GTPase activity; GTP binding. NCBI's taxonomy places the organism in Eukaryota, Viridiplantae, Streptophyta, Magnoliopsida, Sapindales, Anacardiaceae. The record is from RefSeq and is a predicted model, not a curated record. The coding region runs from base 253 to 906 and encodes 217 amino acids. Gene Ontology annotation, cellular component: endosome. The transcript is spliced from 2 exons.
AAGGAAUAAUAGCAAUUGCCAGUUUGAGUUGAGAUGAGGUAAAAUUGAAAGCUUUGAAAAGGUAAGGCUCCAACUAAUUCAACUUCAUUGCCUCUCUCUCUCCCUCUUCCUGCAAAUCAAAUCUCUCUUUUUCACUCAAACUCAAAUGUAUAGAUCGCCAUCUUGAUCCUUUCCAUUCUCAUAGUAGAUAUUACUUCUACUUACUUAAAAUAGAUUAGAGUACAAGAAUCUGAUAAACACAAACAACAUAAAAUGGGAGCUUACAGAGCUGAUGAUGACUACGAUUACUUGUUCAAGGUGGUCUUAAUUGGCGACUCUGGAGUUGGUAAAUCCAAUCUCUUGUCACGAUUCACUAAAAACGAAUUCAGUCUCGAAUCUAAAUCCACCAUCGGCGUCGAAUUCGCUACUCGCAGCAUUCGCGUCGAUGACAAGGUCGUCAAGGCCCAGAUUUGGGAUACUGCCGGCCAAGAACGGUACCGUGCAAUCACAAGUGCAUACUACAGAGGAGCGGUAGGUGCAUUGCUUGUUUAUGAUGUUACACGACAUGUCACGUUUGAGAAUGUGGAGAGAUGGUUAAAGGAGCUUAGGGAUCACACUGAUUCCAACAUUGUGAUCAUGCUUGUUGGAAACAAGGCAGAUUUACGUCAUUUGCGUGCAGUUUCCACCGAGGAUGCUCAGUCAUUUGCUGAGAGAGAGACUACCUUUUUCAUGGAAACCUCUGCGCUAGAAUCACUAAACGUGGAAAAUGCCUUCACAGAAGUACUCACUCAGAUAUAUCGUGUUGUCAGCAGGAAAGCUCUUGAUGUUGGCGAAGAUCCAGCAGCCUUGCCCAAGGGGCAAACUAUUAAUGUUGGCACUAAAGAUGAUGUAUCAGCGGUGAAAAAGGCUGGAUGCUGCAGUGCAUAAUCUGCAGCAAUGAAAGAAGUUAUCGUGGUAAAAACUAGUUUCUCCUCUUUCUCAAAUUUACAUUUCCAUGGUUUGGAGACAUCUUCGUUUUUGUAUGUGUCAGGAUGAGAUCACAUGGAGUGGUGCAGGAACAAAUUGUAGUUUUGUGGUACAUCAUGGAUUGAGAGAGUCAAAAUCUUGUCGGAGUUUAAUUGAAAUCAUAAGCCCUCAGAUCUAAGAGCUCACAUUUGGUGCAAGCUCCUUGUGUUUUUUCUUAAUGUAUUGUUUGUUUUGUCUCCGAGUAUUAUUAUAGUAUGUAUUCAGUAUCCAGUCUCUAGAUUAGUUUAAAUUUUAUUGCAAAGGAUUGAAAUUUGGAAAGUAUGUUAAGAUAAUUCUGUUCUCCAAGUGAUUGAUUGAUUAUUUGGUACUGAAAUUUAAGUUUUUACUUAA